Molecule: messenger RNA, 2634 nt
Organism: Fundulus heteroclitus (mummichog)
Lineage: Eukaryota; Metazoa; Chordata; Actinopteri; Cyprinodontiformes; Fundulidae
Product: SLC35A4 upstream open reading frame protein
Exons: 3
Coding region: 121-432 (103 amino acids)
Source: RefSeq, a predicted model, not a curated record
CCAUCGUUUCUGUUUAACCAGUCGUAGAAAAAGAAGAAGAAGAAGAAGCAUUACUUUCACUGUAGUGCUUUAAUUCUACUUUCAAACAACUAAGGAGAAUCUGUUGGAUAAAUCAAAGCGAUGCCAGACGACAAGAAUCCUCUGAAUCAGCUCAGGGACCUGGUGGACCUGAAGGACCAGCUGGAGGACAUCCAGAAACGGGUGGAGGAUGAAAUACAAGCUGGGAUUCCUCCAGGGGGCAGUCUGCUUGCUUCUCCUUUCUUGAAGGGUUUCCUGGCCGGUUACGUCGUUGCCAAGCUACGCUCUUCAGCACUGAUGGGUGUUGUAAUAGGAACAUGCACAGGGAUAUAUGCCGCACAAACUUAUGCUGUCCCAAAUAUCGAAAACACCAUCAAGGAAUACAUACAGAACCUGAAAGGAGGACGUAAAUGAGAAGAAAGCGGCAAAACAGAGGAGGGUUUCUACAUCACCACAAGAGCACCGGUUCAGCUGUGCACAUGGAACAGACGUGCAGUUAUAUCUACUUCCUACACUGAUCAGUACAACACUCUCCUAAUCGUAAUCCAAUUUGUUUUCAUAAAAUCUUUUGCACUGUGUUGAGCCAAAUUCAUGCAAAAUGCAGGGAGAUUAACUUGGAAAAUAGAGACAUCUGCAAUCUAAAAAAGAAAAAAUAUGGAUUUUUUUUUUGGUAAGGGUGCUCCAUCGUGGAGGUAACAGGUUCAAUGGGUUAGUCAUAUUUCCUUAUGAGAUUGCUUUAAAUUUGAAGUAUGCUCAACCUUGUUGACUUUGGCAAAAUUAAAGAAAAUCAGGUAGUUUUUUUAAGAUAAAGGAAAAUAAGCAAACUAAAAUACGUGCACCUGCUCAAGAGCAUGGAAAAGCAUUUGACAGUGUUCCAGAUGGCCACUUAGAAGGGACAAUAGGGACAGAUUUUUUGAUACAUAAACUGGGUUAGCGUUAUAAUUCAUUUUCUGUUGGAUUCAAACCUACCUGUAUCCAGGAAUCUGUAGCAGUUUUUUUUCCCUUCUGCGUGUUUAAGUUCUUAGAAAAUAAAACAGGAAUCAGGCUUGGCACCUAAGAGAACUGGAAAUCUAAAUGGGCUAGGAAAAGCCUGAUCAUUGUAUCCCUGGUUCUGAUCUAAUGUUGUGACUUGGCUCGCCCCAAAGAAGUAAUUAUGUGUUUGCUUCAUGUCACCCGCUCUGUUGGUUGAGAUUAUAUGCAGAAGCCUUAACCUUUGUACCAUUUGUCAGCGUAGAACAGCUUCACUUUGCAUCUGUCUCUGUUUAGAACCUCUCAGAACCAGACUGCUAUGUCAUUAUUUGAAGGUGAUGGGACAUUUGUGGUGUACAGCGGCUUGUCAAAACGGUCAAAACACCACUUUUCUUUUGGAUUAUGGAACUCAUACCUAUUAUUCUUGUAUCUGUUUAAAAAUUACAUUCUUAUUGCAUAAUUCGGAUACGCUUUCUCAUAAAUGUGUCCAACUCUCCAUUCUGUGCUUGUCAACAAUAUUAUCCAGAGUUUAAAGUGUGGACGAAAGCAAAUCGUAUAUUUAAAGUGCGUGUAGUGUUCUUGCUUCUAGUAUUUUUGGGAAAAUGUGUGUUUUAUGUAAAAUGUAUUUGUCAGAGUGCCUAAUCUGGUUUGGACUUGAUCUCAUCUCAUGCUGUGUGUGCAAUAGCCUUUUCCUCAGAGGUCUGGCUGCCUAUUUCUCGCUGGGAACGAGUGGAAAUAUUUGACAUUAUUUUGGACAAACCUUUUUUUUUUUUUUUUUUUUUCACCUGACGUGUCAAAAACCUUUUUGUUUGAUAUUUAGUGUGUUAGAUUUUUUUCUUUUCAUGCUGUCUUGGCCCAUGUGCAUUUGUACACUUUAUUUAAAAAUGUCCGAUUAAACAUGCAAAUUCUGCACUAGUAAUUUAUUAUAUCUGUUACACUUCAAAUUAAAUGAUAAACCACUUGAAAAAUAAUCCAACAUCAACGUUUGACUGACGAAUAAAAGAUUAAUUGGAAGAUAUUUCAUAAAUGUAGGAUUAGCCUGAAAAUGUCAUUUUUUUUCCUGUCUAUAGCUUAAAACCUCUUGUUCUUUUAACUGUGUAAAAGUAUGUUCUUUGAUAAGAGAUUACUGUAAAGCAGCAGUGGCAUUUUCAUCUAAGGAUACUUCACUGAUAUUACGUUGUUUACAUUGUAAUGUAAUACAGUGCACACAGAAACUGUCUGGCCUCUAAUGGGUGUAAGAAAACCGAGCCAUAGAAGAAAAUCUUAAAUCUCUUGUUGGUUGUAUAAAAGUGUUGCGUUGUUCAAAGAUGCCUUUGAAGGUGUAGCAGGAAAAAAAAAUUGUACUGUUUGACUAAUAACUGGAACGCAAACACAAAGACGUGCCUAUUGACAAUCAUUUUGUUGCUGUAGUGUUAUGCAUGGUUUGAUGUAUAAAAUGUUCCAAUUUGCCUCUUGUUUGUUUUUAAGUGAUAUCCUUUCGUUUUUCUUUCUUUAACAGCUUUUGCUUUGGGGUUUUCAUUCCUGUCUGCACAACUGCAGAAAAAAUAAACUCCACAGAUGGAAAUUUCACCAACAUAUGAGAGAAAACCAACAAAAGUGUAACAUGUUUAUUUCGGUUGUUCAAAUAAAUUGAAAAUCAUGAGUUUA